AUGUACGUGGGUGCCGACUUUUUGGACCAGCGUGCUAUCGAGAUUGUGCAGCGUGCGAUCGACGAAGAUGUGAAGCACAAUUACCAGGAGGCAUACGUGCAGUACCAAAACAGCCUCGACUAUUUCAUGAUGGCGAUCAAAUACGAGAAGAAUGAAAAGUUGAAGCAGCUAAUCCGGUCCAAGUUUGUUGAGUACCUCGAUAGGGCUGAGAAACUGAAAGAGCACUUGGCAAAAGUAGCAAAUGCCGAGACCGCCGUGCCGAGCAAAGGCGGCACGAGCCAAGCCAGGGCCGGCGACGAUGCCGACGACAGCAUCGACGCCGAAACGAAGAAGCUGCGCUCAGGCCUAUCCAGUGUAAUUCUUUCCGAGCGGCCGAACGUGUCGUGGGAAGACGUUGCGGGCCUCUUUACUGCAAAAGAAGCGCUCAAAGAAGCCGUCAUUCUUCCCAUCAAAUUCCCACAGCUGUUUACCGGAAAGCGCAAACCAUGGAGUGGUAUUCUGCUCUACGGCCCGCCCGGCACAGGCAAAUCGUAUCUGGCCAAGGCGAUUGCGACACAGUCGCAGUCUACAUUUUUCAGCGUCUCGAGCUCGGACCUGGUGUCCAAGUGGAUGGGGGAGAGCGAGCGCUUGGUCAAGCAGCUGUUUACCAUGGCCCGUGAAGCGCGCCCGUCGAUCAUAUUUAUUGACGAAGUCGACUCGCUGUGCGGCACCCGGAAUGAAGGCGAGAGCGAAGCGUCGCGGCGCAUCAAGACCGAGUUUCUUGUGCAGAUGAACGGCGUGGGAAACGACGACCAGUCGGAUGUGCUCGUGCUCGGCGCCACCAACAUAUUUGAAAAACGCGUGUACAUCCCGCUGCCCGAGCAAGACGCACGGCACCGCAUGUUCGAGCUUAACAUUGGCGCCACGCCGUGCGAUUUACAGCCCAAAGACUUGCGCAACCUUGCCGAGCAGACCGUGGGGUACUCGGGCUCUGAUAUUGCCGUCCUCGUGCGCGACGCAUUAAUGCAGCCUGUGCGCCGCGUCAUGAAUGCGACGCAUUUUAAAAAGGUCAUGGCGCCUCCACGCCCCCAGGGUGGCGAAGCUGCACCAGAGGUAGAGGAGCUCAAGGUAUUCUACACGCCGUGUUCCCCUGGCGAUCCAGACGCUAUGGAAAUGACGUGGGCCGACGUCGCGUCCGACGAUUUGCUCGAGCCAAAACUCGUAUUGAGCGACUUCCUCAAGGCGAUCCAGACGAUCCGCCCAUCUGUGACACCAGCAGACAUCGCCAAACAUCUCGAGUUUACACAAGAGGCAGGCGUGGAGUAA
Messenger RNA from Malassezia vespertilionis, 1305 nucleotides. RefSeq names its product Vacuolar protein sorting-associated protein 4 (gene VPS4). Bases 1 to 1305 code for a protein of 434 amino acids. Gene Ontology annotation, molecular function: ATP binding; ATP hydrolysis activity. Gene Ontology annotation, biological process: endosomal transport; vacuole organization. The transcript is spliced from 6 exons. The record is from RefSeq and is a predicted model, not a curated record. NCBI's taxonomy places the organism in Eukaryota, Fungi, Basidiomycota, Malasseziomycetes, Malasseziales, Malasseziaceae.